Molecule: messenger RNA, 4185 nt
Organism: Fusarium odoratissimum NRRL 54006
Lineage: Eukaryota; Fungi; Ascomycota; Sordariomycetes; Hypocreales; Nectriaceae
Exons: 2
Coding region: 771-3890 (1039 amino acids)
Source: RefSeq, a predicted model, not a curated record
GAUCGACCAUUCGUAGCCUCCAACAGGAGGACGUGUCCUAAUUUUUCGUUCAACGGUGUCGGUGUCUACCUACUCAUGGUUUACAACGGCCUAUCGUACUGGAGACCGACCACGUGCUUUAGCGUUGUGUUGUUGUGAUGUUGUAGGAAUUGCGCUUACACCGGAAAUUUUCGGAGUUUACAGGAUUUGGACUACGUAUGACAAGCCAAGGUGCAUCAAGGAGAGUGCCGAAAACUUCAUACAUUUUCAAGAAGAUGGAUUCACUAGAAAACUGAUUAAUUGCUCUACGAUAAGACUUGUUCUACACUGCCUACUUACGCGACUCAUAACAGGAAAGAUAAUAAUCAGGUGCAGCUCUAGGUUAGGUGUGUUGUUUCUGAUCAAGAGAGAUCUGAUGCUCAAACAACACAAAUCAGUAACAAUGUCGAUUGAGAAAGUCAUAACAGCAUGAUGAAAGGUCGUCUCCUUCUCCAACAGGUGGCAGCAUGGAUCAAGUGACUUUGACUCUCAAGGCUGACCUCGUGGUGAGUGCAUUGCACCUUCCAAUGAGCAAGGUGUAGGUGGGCAGAUAGGAAGGAACAGACGUGGAAGUCGUGAUGGCCUCAACCAAACGCUACCAGGCUUCCACUCGAACUCUCCAGGAAGAGGCAUUCCUGUUUCAUCAACACUCUUCAUUUUGGACGACCCUCAUGACUUCUUUCUUUUGGUGACCCUUCACUGCUUUUUGGUCGUUUCUUGGAAGAAUACCCCUAUCCUCCAAAGCCUCACUAAUGCCUUCCUUCAACCUCUCAAAACUCCUUUGUUGUUGCAAGAUCCCAAAACGCAGUAAGCAGAAUUCGGAAUCUACCGCAAACGAUGUAGCUCUCCAGCCGAUUCCUGUUUUGGCUCCCCCUACUGAGGAAGAUCAUCAAGAACGCAGUGAGAAGAAUCGACAGUCCCUCAUAGGUUUGCCGGACACGGCUUGGGCAAUACCAGUACGCAACAGUUCUUUCGAAAGCAGCUCUGUCAUACGUCAGCAUGUGGAUGACGACGAUUCAGAUUCAGAUCAAGAUCGAGCACAACCAACAAAGAAGUCCAGCACUGCGUUUGAUACUGUACGCAAUAAGCUCAUUCGCACCAUCUCGCAUAGCAACAAUGGAGACCACCCAUCCCAUGUCUCUGUUGGGAACAGUGAAGAGGAGAUUGCACGCAGAGCCGAAUUGAAGCGCAUCAUGCACCAAAGGAUUCAGGAUGAACUCAAGUCAGAUGAGUCGGAUGAUCACACUGAGAGUAAACCCACGAACAGUAUCCGGUGUAUGGCUUCAGCCGUUGAUGUGACCUUGCCUAAUUCUGGACCCCGAGAUGCUAUUGAAUUCGGCGUCAGCAAGUCUUCUUCUCGCAAUGGACAUUCUACUCAACUCGACUCGGAUCAGGUCGAUCAGGACACGCAUCAAGACAGUCGAGUUUCUCAACAAGGUGAAAAUAGGCCACAAAGAACAUUUUCACAGAAAUCAGAGUCAACUAACGGCGCUGAUGAUUGGAGACAAGAUGAUGUGCAUUCAAGGCCCUCUCCUUCUUACCCCAAAAGGCACGUUUUAGCGAGCGAAGACGGUGACUUCACACAUUCUCAGAAAUCUUUCCAGCUGUCAAACGGCACUGGGCGUCUCGACCGUAUUCUGGGACCAGACAGCAGCUUCAACAGCCGUCAUGCUUCUUCAGGAGAUGGGCAUUCUGCUCUUGGCGUAUGGCUCAUAGCCCAGGGCCUCCGCUCAAGAGACAACUCAACCCUUUUCCUUGACGAAGAAGAUGAACUAGAACCAACUGAAGAUACUAAGCCAACUGAUUACAAUACUUCUUCACUGAAACGGGCGGAGGGGGAUCAUGACCGAGAGCGUCGAGAGACACCAGCAAAUGGAAAUCCAAAUAUACCCCAUGCACCAACCAUUAUUGACAUACCCAACACGGUAGAAACAUACUCUCGGUCCAAUUUCAAUGCAAAGAAUGAUCGCUACGAAAUAUCAAGCUUAUCUGGAGAGUUGCCAUGGGGCCCUACUGUAACAGCCCUUCUCAAUUCAUUUACCGACCACACGUCUUCAGGUGACCCAUCAAAGUCACAGCCUAGUCCAAUGCGAUCCCAGCAGAAUCUUUAUAAACUUGACCCCAAGGACCUGGAUAGCAUGGAGCUAUCCCCGUUCAAAUGGCGAAGCCAUACUUCUUCCCAAGACCAGGAUAAUGCCAAUGACCACAACUCCAAGAGUGUGAAUACCGGCGUGCCCCAGAUAAGGUCUCAGUCUUAUGGAAACAUUCACAAUGCUGAAUUUCCAGUGAAGGCUCCACAAGACACGACCUCCUUAGCUCAAUCAGAAUCUGCCAGCUUCCUGCAACGUGAGGCUGAGCUCGGGUCCAUUAGGCGACGUUUCAGUGAAGCAUUAGCACUGAAGAAACCGGAGAAAAGAGUGGUUACACGUUUCCGUGAGGAGUUCUCCGAAUCUUCGCUGCCACCAACUGUCCACAAAUCCUUUAGAAACAAAAUCCAGCUGGCAAUUCCGAGCCACCUGAGGGCGAAAUCUGAUGGCAUUGACCUCCGACACAAAGAGGGCUCUUCUGGGCCACCCAAAGGGCAAAAUUACCUGCUCGACCCUGUGGAAAGAUUGGGAGGGCACGAAAGAGAAGCGAGUGACAGGUCAAAGGGUCGUUCGAACUUGAGCAUUCGACCUCACAUGAGUCGGCUGCCAACCGAGGAGUAUCACAAGCCAGGAUUAAAGCGCCGAGAGAGCGCGACAGACCUGUGGCAACGGGCCAUCAGACUUGAAGUUGAGAGAAGACACAGCAGCAGUAUUCAUUUAAGCACAACAAAGCCGAGCCAGAGAAGUCAGUCCUCCAACAGGUCACUAAAUGACCUAGGAGCAGCUAGAAAUAGCACCAGCAGUGUCUUGGAUACGAGACGAGAGGUCUCUCAACUAACUCCCACAACGGAUGAGCUGUCCUCGCCAGGGAACUCAAAGUGGCUCAUUGAGCGCUGGGUUGCCACAAUGCGACCUAGGAUAGGGGAAUCAGCAGGGGAUAUGAGGUUAGCACGACUCGCGGGGCCUCCGAAGUCUUGGUCCAGAUUCCCGUCCCACAAUAGAGAGGAAAGGAAUAAGAACGCGACAGAUAGAGACAGAGUGCAUCCCAGAGAUUUUGCGGUCAAGCAUAUGACGUCUGAAGGUCAGACUAGAAGGGCCACAGAUGCGCCCCUUGAUGAGGCAAAGCAGCGUGCACGUACUCUGCCACGGUCUUUUUCAACCAAAUUUGGUGAGCUGGUCAAGUCAAAGAUGGGACGGAUUAUCCCAUCCAAAGGUAUUAGACAUCGUGUCAAUCAAGAUCAUUUCAGAAAACAUGCUGCCUUAAGUUCAGCUUGUAUGGAAUAUCCCGAAAUGGGGAUUCGCCCUUCCGAAUCUGGAUAUGCCGAGCUUCAAGCACUGGGGAGAGAGAUCCGCAACAUGAAGGGGGAGCCUCACCUGCAUGUCCCGGACAGGGAGAUGUCGAAGCCACAGUCUUCCAGAAGCUUGGGUGAUAGAGUAGUUGCUUUAAUGCACGAAGCGAUCGGUCAACGACACUCGAAACAUGACGACGCUGCUGAAGUCACCGAGUACCCAACAGUCCCUCUUACACCAAGCGUGGUCAGAGAGAGCAUUGUCGCAACAGAUGUAUUUAUCACGCCGAGGAGUCGAUUUUCGAAUGAUGCCAUGGACGGAGAAGCAAAGACGGGCACAGAAGCGGAAUCAAAUAAGGUGAAAGACCAGAAGGCACAGCUAACGGUACCCGAGAGUAUCAAGGACGCCCCCCCGAGCAACUCCUCGACCAGUAUCAAAGACGUGGGGCCCCACACACAACUUUCUACGCCCGAAAAGGGCUCGACUCAACUGUAACAGUCUGUUUAAAGGAAACGAAAUUUAUUACCACGGCUAUAUUGGCCGGCAAGCACACUUGUGAAAAUGCUAGAUAUCCUAGGAUGGGGAGGACAUGACAAGCACCAUGUACUUGUGAACGAAGGUCGAACUAGGGAAUUUUAUUCAUUCUGUCUUUUUAGCCUGCUGAAGUUAACAAGCUUUGCGUAUGCUAUCUCUAAUACUAGAGUGUUAUUAUUCUGCUCCCUUGUCAAUAGAUCAGGUGUCUUGACUCAUUGGCAGACUUUUGUGCGACUUCACAAGCCUUCCCGUGUAC